CCCACCUUCAGCAACAACAAUCUUUGUCGCAUUCACGAACCGCCCCUGGAACACUGUCGCCAAUAGCUGUAACUUCGACUCAUCACUCCACACGCCACACAAUCACUUCAAAGACACCCAUCCACUAUCUAGAAAUCUCUAGAACAAUUAAGAUGGCAGCAACUACGCGCGCGAGAACUGGCAACUCUAAGCCCCGUCUUGUUCAGCAGAUUGAGAACGCAAUCGCGCCUACAAAACGCAGCACGACCACCAAGGCCAACACAUCGAAGCCCCGCACCAGCAAAGUAGCUUCUGGCCGCGUUACUAAACCCAAGGCUACCAGCAGCACAACUACUACCAAGAAGACUACUACGACCAAGAAACCUGCUGCAGCACCAAAGAAGACCACCGGUGCGAACGUGAAGACUGUCAAGAAGCCGAGGACAAAGACUGAGAAAGUUGUGGAUAAGAUUGUUGGAAAGGCGGAGCACAUCGUUGGUGAUGUUGAAGGCAAGCCAGGAAAGAAGGCCGCAGGUACCGCCAAAGCACGAGGCACAGAUUCGACCACCAAGCGUGCCGCACCGCGAACUCGAGGCGUCAAGGCCUGAGAGAAUCCUUGCAUUUGUUUGUUCCAUAGAAUGUGAUCGUCGCGGCCGCAUUUUCUUGCUACGUGCCUCGCUUGCAUCGUCACCUGUUUCUACGUAGAGCGAGAGCCAUGGGAUCCACCAUGUUUCCCCUUGGUUACGAGUUACGAUAAGCCUAGUUUCUUCCCUAGUUGUCAGCGUUCAUGUUCGGAAUGUGUAUGAUAAGAUACCCAGGCGUUUUUGAUGCUUUUGUUGUUAGACAAUAGGACUGUUACCAACCAACAUAUCCGAAUAUGUUUCAAUGUGUUUAUCUGCUUGUGAUUGUAGAACAGGAAGCAGUCCUUGUGACAGAUUAAUGUGCGUUGUGAGAAACCCGCAGCAUAGGGGAAUGUUCGGGUGCAUGUUUGAUACAACAAAGUGGUAUUCGCUCAUACAU
Messenger RNA from Alternaria alternata, 999 nucleotides. RefSeq lists its product as hypothetical. The record is from RefSeq and is a predicted model, not a curated record. The transcript has 4 exons. The coding region runs from base 153 to 587 and encodes 144 amino acids. Lineage: Eukaryota; Fungi; Ascomycota; Dothideomycetes; Pleosporales; Pleosporaceae.